This is a messenger RNA of Alternaria conjuncta, 1449 nucleotides long. RefSeq lists its product as uncharacterized. Lineage: Eukaryota; Fungi; Ascomycota; Dothideomycetes; Pleosporales; Pleosporaceae. The coding region runs from base 1 to 1449 and encodes 482 amino acids. The record is from RefSeq and is a predicted model, not a curated record. The transcript is spliced from 4 exons.
AUGGCCGACGAAGGACGACAAACAACGCCGGAGGGGCAUAUCAAUGACCAACAACAGACCGUCGCAAAAUACGUUCCCGGAAACAACAUCCAGAUCACAGAAACCAUCAACAACAAGCUGAAGAGGAAGAAGCUUUAUGUCGCGUUUAGCCAGAAGAACGCGAAAGGAAAGACAGAGUACCAACUUACUGAGACGAAGGACGAUACCACGAAGCUCUACAUGAACGGGAAGUGGUUUCCUCAGGCCGAUGUCUACACCCCUUCCAUCAUGAGUCCUCCCCCCGCAUCGCCGACGGAGAAGGAGUUCUCCAGCCCCUGUACACGGUACUCUAACGCAUCUUCAUCAUCCACUUUUCGUUCCAGCACAACUCUAAACUCACUGCGACAAGUAGCGAACAGCUUCGGACUGUUGCUACCAAGAAAAAAGCCAGCAGAUGUAGAACAGCAGGCGAAGCCUGAGUCUCCCCUUGGCGAGGACGAAGAUGGUGAAAACGAAGAUGGGCCUAUCUUCUCACCCGGUGGGUCAGGGCCAUAUCCAACCAAAGUACGAACACUCGAAAAAUGUCCGAACGGCUACGCACGACUCGCAGCCUACAAUUCAAGUGAACAAAACUUCAUGCUCUACCGUGGCUUUAGCAACGUCCACGCACGUCUCCUCCUAAGCCUCCAAUGCAGCAUUCAGAUGCUCGAAGCCGAGCUAGACAACAUUGACCGCUUCCACGACACCCUUCCCGACGAGGCCUCCAAGAAGCGCCUGCGAUCCUGGGAUCUCGACGUCGCAGCCUGCAGACAAGAGAAAAAAGAAGCAAAAGAAGACGGAGACGAAGACGAAGCCCGAACGCGAGAAGACAUUCUAGAGGAACUGAGAAUCAAAGUGAACCAAUACGACGAGUUACUCAUCAAAGCGAGAGAGCUCGUCUCUUUCCAACGACCAACCGAACGUGAUUACCGAAGCGUAAGGAACUGGUUCCACAAUAUUGCGCCCCUUGUGGACGAGGAGCAAGAUUACAUACUCUGGAAAGAGGAUAUCGUGACGCUCAGACAUGGGAGGGAGUGGGCGGGUUUCGACGGUAUGGUCGAAGCGAUGCUGCAUAAGAUGGAUGGCCCACUUGUUCAAUGGCUCUUCCGGACCGAGGACCAGAGGCGUAAAUCCACGGAUGAGAGAAAUUACUACUUUGCUCCUUCGAGGGUCUCGACGCUGGUCAAUCUCUUCAUUACUAUUGCGCUUUUCUUGCUACUGGUAGCUCCGGUGUUGGCGAUGUAUCGUCUCUCGACUAUCAAGACGACGGAAUGCGUAUUUGCGGCUAUCGGCAUUUUGAUGGUUUUCACGCUGCUGUUUGCUGCAGCGAUGUCGCUGCUCACGAAGGCGAAGAGGCAUGAGUUGUUUGCCGCAGCCGCAGCCUAUUGUGCCGUCUUGGUGGUUUUUGUUGGGUCGACUAACUUCAAUUGA